AUGUUAUUAAAGACAACUUAAGGAAACAUGUCUGCAUGGUCUAAUCUAAAGUCAUAAUCAAAUCUGUUAGUUUCAGCAGUAAAUGAUUAAUGGGGGUAUUUUUAAUUAUCAAUAACUUAAGCUCUUAAUUAUAAUUUAAUUCAUUUAACCUCGGAUAGAAGAACACGUCAACAUCUAUCAUUGGCACAGUUUCAAGUAAAGAUGCAAUUUCGUGUUUGGCUUGGGAAAAUUUUGCUCCGGAAACUUAUCCUAUGGGUUUAGUAGCUGCAGGAACAACAGAAGGUUACGUGGCACUUUAUGAUGCAAAUUCAGCAAUUAAUUAAGAGGAAGAAAGCUGUGUUGCUAUGAUUGAUUAAUUGUAUGAGGGACCUGUGACUGCUAUAGAAUUUAAUGAGUUUAAACCAAAUUUAAUAGCUUUAGGAGGUUAAGAUGUGUUAGUAAUAUAUUAAAAUAUUUUAGAUUGCUGAUAUCAUCAAAGAUAUUUAAAAUCCAUAAGUUUUUGGACCUGGAAAUCCUAAUCUUCAUGAAGAUAGUUCAAUUACAGCUGUUUCUUGGAAUAAGAAAAUAUUGCACAUAUUAGCAUCAGCAUCUUAGAAUGGUUUGACUGGUGUUUGGGAUUUGAGAAAUAAUAAGCCAAUAUUUAGUUUUUAGGAUAGCAGUGCUAUUAGCAAUAAAAAAGUAAGUUUAUUGUGGAAUCCAGAAAUUCCAACAUAAAUAGCUGUUGCAUAUGAUGAUGAAAGAGCACCAGAAUUAUAAAUUUGGGAUUUAAGAAAUCCUUAAGGACCAACAAUUGUUUUUAGUUAAGUUCAUAGAUCUGGAAUAAACAGUCUCUCCUGGUGUCCAAAUGAUCAUUCCUUAAUAUUGACAGGAGGUAGAGAUGGAUAAGUAGUGUGUUGGAAUUACAAGACUUAAUCAGUUGUAAGUUAAGAACAAUUGGACUUUGAAAUAGCAGAUUUAAAAUGGAGUAAAAGGGUUACAUCAGUUUAUUCAAUUUCAAGUGCAGAUGGUUAAACAAGUAUUAGAAGCUUACCAAGUGGUAAGGAAGGUUAUGCACCAAAAUGGUUAAAGCCUCCUGUAGGAUCAGCAUUUGCAUUUGAUUAAUUGGCAUGUUUUAAAGAAAAUAAUUCUGCAAUCUAAACCUAUUAGAUUGCUAAAACUGAUCCAGAUAAUAUUUUUGAAAGUUUUAAUGCAUUUUGUUCUGUAGAUUCAGACUAAAAUAGAAUUCAAUUAGAAAUCGAAAAAUAACAUGAUCAAUAAUAUACAUAAUAUUGGAAAUUAAUAAAUUCAGUUUAAAAAGAAGAUAAAAAAGAAUAUUUAGCUACAUUGGGAUUUUCUGUAAAGGAAAUUACACAAUAAACAGAAAAUUAUACUGGAAAAAGACAUGCUAAGAAGGAUGAUCAAAGUAAAAAGAAAAAUUCGGCUCCUUAAAGACCUGCAAUUGAUUUUGCCACAAUUACUGAUUAAGAUGCAGAUUCAUUUUUCAAUGAUUUAACUAAUUAAUCACUCAACAAAUAAUAAUAAACCAAUAAUAGCAGGAAUUAAGAUGUUGAAAUCUUUUAAUCUGAAUAAGUAUCAAAAAAUACUAAUUGGAAUGUUGGAGUUGAGAAAAUAAUUAAAGACAACCUAAUAGUUGGUAAUUAUGAAGGCGCUAUUGAUUGUGCUUUGAAAUGUGGUAGAUCUGCAGAGGCUCUAUUAUUAGCUUAUUCUCAAAGCAAAGAAAUAUUUGAAUAAACAAUGAAUACUUUUCUAACAACAUAAACAGACUACUUCUUAAAAAAUGUGUUAAAACAUAUUGUUCUAAAACACCCAGAUGAAAUAGCCAAAAAUUUUGAAUUAAACACUUGGAAAGAAUGUGCUGCUAUGGUGUUAAAUAGUGAUAAUACAGGAUAAUUCCAUAAAAUUAUGGAAUAAUUAGGAGAUAGAUUUAUUGCUGAAAGAAAAGAUGAAUUCAAUGCUCUUUAAUGUUACAUCCUUGCAAUGAAUGGUGAAAAAUGCAUUAAGAUUUUAACUAAUCAUAAUAAUUCAUUAAAAGAGUUAACUGAGGCCAUUAAACUCUUAAUUGUUAUUCAGGAAUAUUCACUCUAGGAAAGUGAAAUAUUUGACCAUAUUUUUGAUAGCUUGCUACUAAAAUUUGCUAAUUCUGCAAUAUAGCAUAACUAAUAUUUAUCAGCUGCUUAUGCUCUCAAUUUUUCUUCUCCUGAUUGUCAAAGAGCUUUAGAAUUAUUAGAUUUAAUUUACAAAGGAAAUCAUAAAGACAGAAGUAUAAUACAGAAAAUUAUGGACAAACCAACUUUCCCAUUUAAAUAUGAAUAAAUUAAAAUGGGCAUAGUUAAAUAAACAUAAGCCUAACCUGUUCAUGCUCCUAAUUAACCUGUAUCCAGACCCACAAGACCUGCUGUUAACUAACACUAAGAAGAUCAUAAUGUAAGAUAGUAGACUUAAUAAAAUCCUAAUCAAAAUGCCUCAGCAAUAAAUAAUCCUUUUGGCCCCAAUGUUGCAAAAGUUGCAGAAGAUCCGUAAAAUUAAAAUUUAUUAUUUAGAGUUCCACCUCCAAAUAGACGACAAGUACAAAAACCUACUCCACCAGUGAAAACUGCUCCUCCACCAAAUUAGCCUAAGAAAUAAGAAGCAUAAAAUAUAUAACCUCCACCUUUUGUUCAAGAACCUUUUAGAUAAGAAUAAUAAUAGCCAUAAGUUGUUCCACCUCCUUAACCUCCUCCAAAACAUCACGUAGCACCCCCUCCUCCUCCUCCUUAACCAUAACCAAAUAUAUAAUAAACUUUACCUUAGUAGCCAUUUUAAUAAUAAUAACAUCAGCAACAAGUUAAUUAAUAACAAUAGUGGCAAUAAGAGUAAUAAUAAUAAAAUAAUUAAUAAUAACUAUUCAAUUAAAGAACUCAACAAAAUGCUGUUUAAGAGAUUAAGCAACCAACUUAAUAAGGAAAGGGUGUCCCUCCUCCUCCAGCUCCACAAAGAAGAGGACCACCUCCUCCACCAAAGAAGUAAUGAAUAAUAUUUACCGUAUAAAUAAAUAUUAAAAUAAA
Molecule: messenger RNA, 3044 nt
Organism: Paramecium octaurelia
Lineage: Eukaryota; Ciliophora; Oligohymenophorea; Peniculida; Parameciidae
Source: the annotation of a GenBank genome assembly